This is a messenger RNA of Prosopis cineraria, 1955 nucleotides long. Its product is annotated as PI-PLC X domain-containing protein At5g67130-like. Gene Ontology annotation, biological process: lipid metabolic process. The transcript is spliced from 9 exons. Gene Ontology annotation, molecular function: phosphoric diester hydrolase activity. The coding region runs from base 180 to 1451 and encodes 423 amino acids. The record is from RefSeq and is a predicted model, not a curated record. NCBI's taxonomy places the organism in Eukaryota, Viridiplantae, Streptophyta, Magnoliopsida, Fabales, Fabaceae.
UCAAAAUAAGAGAAAAUUAAAGGCGACGAUAAAGCCCGCGGCCAAUGCCCAAAGCAAUGAUUGAUCGACAUCCUCUCUGCACACUUGCUUCCAACUAUCCAACCCACCUCUCUCUCCUCUGCGCCGGGUGGCUUCCACCGUCUGCAUAGGUAUCCACCUCUCAUCUACUCGGCUUCUUGAUGUACGGUGGAAAAUGCAGAGCCUCUCUCAUUGGCUCCCUCAUUCUAUCUCUCCUAUCUCUCUUCAUAGCCUUUUCCACCGCCUGCUCUAAUGGCAAUUGUCAGCUUCUGGAAUCAUGCUCAGCGUCCACGGAUUGCGGGCCAGGCCUCUACUGUGGUAACUGCCCUGCUUUGGGCAGGACGCAACCUAUCUGCACCAGAGGUCUAGCCACCAUUCCAUCAUCGAUUAUUAAUGGAUUACCUUUCAACAAGUAUACGUGGAUAAUGACCCAUAAUUCAUUCAGCAUCGUUGAUGCACCACCGCUGCCUGGCGUGCAGAGGCUAACAUUUUACAAUCAAGAAGACUCCGUGACCAACCAAUUGAGAAAUGGAGUGAGGGGACUGAUGUUGGAUAUGUACGACUUCGAGAACGAUAUCUGGCUCUGCCAUUCCUUCCGGGGACAAUGCUUCACCUUCACCGCAUUUCAACCUGCAAUAAAUACUUUGAACGAAGUCGAAGCAUUCUUGACAGAAAACCCAACAGAGAUCAUCACCAUAAUAAUUGAAGACUACGUGCAUUCUCCAAAAGGAUUGACUAAUCUAUUUACCAGAGCUGGACUGGAUAAAUAUUGGUUUCCUGUGUCUAAGAUGCCAAAAAAAGGUGAAGAUUGGCCCACUAUAACGGAGAUGGUUCAAGCAAACUACCGUCUUCUUGUUUUCACUUCCAUUGCUUCAAAGGAAGCUGAAGAAGGAAUAGCUUAUCAGUGGAAGUACAUGGUCGAAAAUGAGCCUGGAGAUCCUGGAGUUCAACAGGGAUCUUGCCCGCAUAGAAAAGAAUCAAAGCCAUUAAAUUCUAGAAGUGCUUCACUUUUCUUGCAGAAUUACUUUCCAACCUAUCCGGUUGAAGCUGAUUCAUGCAAAGAGCAUUCUGCUCCACUUGCUGCGAUGGUUAAUACGUGUUACAGAGCUGCAGGAAACAUGCUGCCCAACUUUAUAGCCAUUAAUUUUUACAUGAGAAGUGAUGGAGGUGGUGUUUUUGAUGUUGUGGAUAAAAUGAAUGGCCAUGCAUUGUGCGGGUGUAGUACCAUUACAGCUUGCCAGGCUGGAGUGCCUUUCGGUACCUGCAAGAACAUUGCGGUACCCAGUACAAGUCCAGUGACCAAUACCUCUGGAAGCUUUGGAAGCUUUACUGGAUCUGUUCAGUUUACCAGAUCUGCUUCACCGGCUCAUUGUCCAAAUUAUAUGCUAUUCUUACUUCGCUUCCCACUUGUAGCAGUUUUGCUACUACUAUGAUAUUAGUCUUGUUGUAUGUUAUAUCGGAGGUAAUUUUUCACUGCUGUCUUGCUUCAACCUGUGAAAUUUCAUGAGACAAAAAUGUUGGAUUGAUGAAGCAAUAUACAUGGAUAUGUGCUGUCAUCUAAGGAAUACAGUGAUGAGGAGAGAGUGAAUUUUUUCUGGAGCUUGAAGUGUUUUAGGUUCAAUACCCCGGCAUCAUUAGUGAAAACGACAGAAUAUGAAUGGGAUAAGUUUAGAAUGGGUGGCUCUCGGUCAUUGUCAAAUUGUGAUCCCAAUAUCCUAGCAAUUAACAAACUUGUUUUGAGUUUCUUUCCUCUCUGAUAACUUGGUUCUUCCAUUUCUCCUAAAGUCGGGAGUUGGUACAAUCAAGUCUUAAGGUUUGAAUGCCUCAUAACAAAUUUAGAACACAAACCUCUCUUUGUCUAUCAGAGGAACUUGUAGGAGGUUUAACUCGUAUGGCUUAUUAAAUGAGAACAUCAUCGAGAUUUGUUUUGAGAUUCA